GAAUAAUUGCUUAGUGUGUGGAGUAUUUUUCAGUGUGGGGAGUACUAAUUUAGAGUGGCGAGUUUUUGUUCAAUUUUGUUUUUGUUUUUGAGCUAACGGAAAAUUAAGUAUACGUAUACAGGACCUUCGAUGACAAACGCUGCAAAUACACACUAAUAAAUAAACCCACUCACUCGGACUUUACAGAAACCAAAAACGCCAAGUAACUAAAAAAUUAUGCACAUACUUGCAUGAAAUAUGUAAAGUACAAGAAUUGAAGAAUACACAACGACAAAAAAAGAAGAGAAAACUACAAAAUCAAAGAGCAAUAAUAUGUGCAUUUUGAAGCAUGCCGAUUCAGGCUCCCUCAUGGACAGAUUUUCUAAACUGUCCCAUUUGCUGUAAGGAGUUUGCGGCCAGUCAGCGGUCGCCAAUUAGCUUGGGAUGCGGUCACACCGUGUGCAAGCUAUGCCUGACCUCGCUGUACAAUCGGCAAUGUCCCUUCGAUCAGACCUAUAUUGUCACCGACAUCGACAAUUUGCCAAUCAACAAUGCAUUGCUCCAGCUGGUGGCCAAGGGUGGAUUGGCCACCAAAGAGUCAUACUCUUUGGACUUGGAUCAAUCUCCACCACCUCCACCGAGUGUACAGAAAUUAGAUGCGGAACAACUGAAAUGCUACAAAUUGGGUAAAAAAUGCAUUGAGGAUUUGGCAUUGCAUUUGAAGUCGUUCCUCAAUCUGAAUGUAAACAAUCUGCUAACUAGACCCAUGCAGAGGAAAUUGGUCACUCUGGUCAAUUGUCAGCUGAUGGAGGAUGAGGGACGCGUGCGAGCAUUGAGAGCAGCUCGUUCUCUGGGAGAACGCACAGUAACGGAACUGAUACUACAGCACCAGAAUCCGCAGCAAUUGAGUUCAAAUCUCUGGGCAGCGGUGCGAACGCGCGGAUGUCAGUUCCUGGGCCCGGCCAUGCAGGAAGAGGUCUUAAAACUGGUUCUCCUAGCUUUGGAAGAGGGUUCGGCUCUAUCUCGCAAAGUUUUGGUCAUGUUUGUGGUGCAGCGUCUGGAGCCGCAUUUUCCGCAGGCCUCGAAAACCAGCAUUGGCCAUGUGGUGCAGUUGCUUUAUCGCGCCAGCUGCUUUAAAGUAUCCAAACGGGAAGCGGACUCUUCCUUAAUGCAAUUGAAAGAGGAAUUUCGUUCCUAUGAUGCCCUGCGUCGAGAGCACGAUGCCCAGAUUGUUCAGAUAGCCACCGAGGCUGGUCUACGGAUUGCCCCAGAACAAUGGUCUUCCCUUUUGUACGGUGAUAUUAAUCAUAAAAGUCACAUGCAGAGCAUUAUUGACAAACUACAGACGCCCUCAUCCUUUUCGCAAUCAGUCCAGGAACUGGUUAUUGCUCUGCAGCGCACUAGCGAUCCAGCCAAGCUGGCGAAUCUUCAUCAGCAUUUGCUUAACUUGGCAAACAUUGAUCCCUUAGUUGAAGUGGCCGGAUGGGAGGAUGUGGCUCAGGCCUUGGAUGCUGUGCGUCAGGCGGUAAUGGGUUUGGUUAACUUCCUCCAACAUCAUGGCAUAAGGAAACCUCAGGAAGGAUCCAAUGGUGGAGGAGGAGUUGCUAAUAUAAGUAAUCCCAAAUAUAAAAUUAGUUUGUGCCGAGAUUUGAACGUGCGACGUGUGUGUCCACGUGGAGCUAGCUGCACUUUUGCCCAUUCCCAGGAGGAAGUGGAGCGUUAUAGGGCUCGGCAUAGGGGUAAAUCCUUGAAAGCAUUGCCACCUGGCCCUCUGCCACCAAUAGCUAUGAACAAGAAAUCACCAUUGGGACACGAAGGCGCGGAUGGUCCAAAUCCAUCUGGCCUCGGUAUGAACUUGUCGCCAAUGCAUUACAUGCCAUCACCUAGAGGCUAUCCACCAAUGGAUGGACCAUUGGCAUCGCCAGCAGCACAACCACCCAUGAUGCCACUUGGACAUACAUUAGGGCGUCAACUUAAUGGUGGCAUAAUGCUACCCAGAGGCAAUUAUGAAUCACGUUUUCCUCCAGCGUAUGGACCACCAACCACUAGGAAUCCUCCACCCCUGAGGGAAUAUCCAAAUCCCCAAAACCGAACCAACCCACCGAAUUACAAUAUGCCUCCGCCUCCUCCGCCGUUGCCAACGGAUCUAUAUCAUCACUCUACGCCUGCUAACUACUACAACAACAACAAUAACAAUCAUAAGGAGCUAGCAGGAUUACAUCCCUGGAAUCAUGAAGCCUAUCAGCAGCAGCCGUCCACAAAGACUUCAUCGAAUCCUAGCCGCACAUUGUCCAUUGAUACCUCAUUUUAUGAAAAGAAACCACCGUCACAUUUAGAUGAUACCGGGGCCGAUAUUGGUGAUGUCUUGCCGCUUCCACCUCCAAAUCUUUAUACCACCUCGAGGCAACAUAACAACAACAACAUCAACACCAAUAACAAUAGCCACAAUAACAGCAACCACAACAACAAUACUUCAUCUCUAUUAUUCUGGAAUAAUCCAAAUAAAGAAACCGCCAAUUUUGUACGCUCCGAUUCCAUAUUGGAUGAUGAUGCCACCACAUUUGAUGUGCCCACUGGUUCCUCUUCCAUACAUAGCCUGUACGGACCCAUUUGUCCCAAAAGCUCAACAGUCAACAGCAACACCACAAAUACCAACUGGAACAAUUGGUUACUACUAGAUCAGCAGGAUCAGCACCAGCACCAGCAUCAGCACCAUCAACAAAUCAAGAGCAACCUCAAAACUAACGAUCUAGGCUAUAACUUCCAAGUAGAUGGCAAUGAGAAUAUCAAUGCAAUUAAGAACUCAGGGCCCGGUGAUAAUAUGUUUAUGUGGGACAACGAUGUGAAUGUGAAUGCCAGCAACUCAUCAUCCUCGUCAGCAACAAUAGCCUGGAGCAAUUGCGAUACCAUGUCCAACCACAACGAAAGACUGAAGCAGCAGCAGCAAUUAUUGGUUCGUAAGCCUCAGCUGAUGUCGGAGGAUAGCUUCGAAGGGGGCAUCGAUAGCUGUAUGAUGCGGCAGCUGGAAAAGAAUCUGGUUGAUAUUGUCGAUCCAGAUGAUAGCGGCAUCAAGGUGGACUAGAAUGCAUUAUAGUUACUCAUCCAUCGAACUCAGCCAGAGGAUAUAUAGACGGGCUCAUGCAUAUAUAUAUAUUAAAUAUAUAUAUAUAGUAUAUACAUGGGAGAGACAGAAAGAGAAAGGCAAAACAAAAAAAUGUCGAACGCAAUCAGUUCAAAGUUUGUAGAAUUUGAACCAAACAGACAAAAAGAGAAAGAAGCAAACGCAAAUAAAAAGAAGAAUGUAGUUAUUGCUGUUCCGUUAUUGGAUCAGUGCCAAAAACAAAAAAAAAACAAAAAAACAGAAACAAGAAAC
This is a messenger RNA of Drosophila willistoni, 3352 nucleotides long. It is a transcript of the gene roq, whose product is annotated as roquin-1. Lineage: Eukaryota; Metazoa; Arthropoda; Insecta; Diptera; Drosophilidae. The record is from RefSeq and is a predicted model, not a curated record. Bases 329 to 3061 code for a protein of 910 amino acids. Gene Ontology annotation, molecular function: metal ion binding. The transcript is spliced from 4 exons.